UGAGUGUUCAGGAGUUUCUGGCUGCUCUUCAUGUUCAUCUGACCUUCAUCAACUCUGGAGUCAAGAAACAAAGAAUAAGGAACGAAGAAGAAAAAAAUAUAUAUAGUUCUUCAUUACCUAAUACACCUAAACUAAAGUCUCCUCAUCAGAGCACUGUUGACCAGGCCUUACAGAGUCCAUACCAACAGCUGGGGGUCAUCCCAAUGGAAGAAAAUCUAACAUCUAACAUGCCUUCAUUUGAAGGCAUGUUAGAUGUUAGAUGGAUGGAUCCCUCCAUCCAUCCAUUUUCUUACACCCUUGUCCCUAGUGGGGUCUGGAGAGGUGCAGGUGCCCAUCCUCAGCGAGGGAACUCAGGCAAGAGGGAGUGUACACCCUGGACGGGUCGCCAGUCCAUCGCAACAUUAAAAAAAAUCCCAACAUCUAACAUGCCUUCAAUUGAAGAAACACUAACAAUACUUGACCAGCCUUCAUUUCAGGGGAAGCUAAAAAUAUGGCAUCUCCAUCAGAGAGCUGUUGACCAGGCCUUACAGAGUCCAAAUGGACACCUGGACUUGUUCCUCCGUUUCCUCCUGGGACUUUCACUGCAGACCAAUCAGAGACUCCUACAAGGUCUGCUGACACAGACAGGAAGUAGCUCACAGACCAAUCAGGAAACAGUUCAGUACAUCAAGAAGAAGAUCAGUGAGAAUGUGUCUGCAGAGAAAAGCAUCAAUCUGUUCCACUGUCUGAAUGAACUGAAUGAUCGUUCUCUAGUGGAGGAGAUCCAACAGUCUCUGAGUUCAGGAAGUCUCUCCACAGAUAAACUGUCUCCUGCUCAGUGGUCAGCUCUGGGUUUCAUCUUAGUGUCAUCAGGAAAAGAUCUGGAUGUGUUUGACCUGAAGAAAUACUCUGCUUCAGAGGAGGCUCUUCUGAGGCUGCUGCCAGUGGUUAAAGCCUCCAACAAAGCUCUACUGAGUUACUCUAACCUCUCAAAGAGAAGCUGUGUAGCUCUGACCUCAGUCCUCAGCUCCCCGUCCUGCAGUCUGACAGAACUGGACCUGAGUCACAACAACCUUUGGGAUUCAGCAGUGGAGCUUCUUUAUGCUGGACUGAAGAGUCCAAACUGCAAACUGACGACUCUCAGACUGAGUGACUGUAACCUCUCAGAGAGAAGCUGUGAAGCUCUGACCUCAGUCCUCAGCUCCCAGUCCUGCAGUCUGACAGAACUGGACCUGAGUCACAACAACCUUCAGGAUUCAGGAGUGGAGCUUCUUUAUGUUGGACUGGAGAGUCCAAACUGCAACCUGACGACUCUCAGACUGAGUUGCUCUAAACUGUCAAAAACAAGCUGUGUAGCUCUGUCUUCAGUCCUGAGGUCCCCGUCCUGCUGUCUCAGAGAUUUGGACCUGAGUGACAAUGACCUUCAGGAUUCAGGAGCAAAUAUUCUAUUUGUUGGUCUGAAUCAUCCAAACUGCAAACUGAUGACUCUCAGACUGAGUGACUGUAAACUCUCAGAGAAAAGUUGUGGAGCUCUGUUCUCACUUCUAAGCUCCCAGUCCUGCAGUCUGACAGAACUGGACCUGAGUCACAACAACCUUCGGGAUUCAGGAGUGGAGCUUCUUUAUGCUGGCCUGAAGAGUCCAAACUGCAACUUGACAACUCUCAGACUGAGUGACUGUAACCUCACAGAGAGAAGCUGUGUAGCUCUGACCUCAGUCCUCAGCUCCCAGUCCUGCAGUCUGACAGAACUGGACCUGAGUCACAACAACCUUCAGGAUUCAGCAGUGGAGCUUCUUUAUGCUGGACUGAAGAGUCCAAACUGCAAACUGACAACUCUCAGGGUGGAGCCUGCUGGAGUCCAAAGUUUGACACCAGGUCUUAGGAAGUAUUUCUGUCAACUCACCAUCGACACAACCACAGCGACCAGAAACCUCAAAGUGUCUGAAGACGAGAGGAAGGUGAUGUGUGGAGAAGCUUCGGUUAAAUCCCGAUCAGAUUUGAUCGUCCUAAUGUGCUGUGCAGAACUGGUCUGACUGGUCGUUGUUACUGGGAGGUUGAGUGGAGCGGAUGUGUUGAUGUAUCAGUGAGUUACAGAAGAAUCAGCAGAGACUGGAGAUACUUUGUGUGUGAUCUGAAUCAGUGCUGGACUCUGAGAUGCUCUGAUCAUCAAGGUUUCUCUGUCUGGCACAA
Poecilia latipinna (sailfin molly) is the source of this 2169-nucleotide messenger RNA. Its product is annotated as ribonuclease inhibitor-like. The coding region runs from base 204 to 2012 and encodes 602 amino acids. Gene Ontology annotation, molecular function: protein binding. The transcript is spliced from 8 exons. NCBI's taxonomy places the organism in Eukaryota, Metazoa, Chordata, Actinopteri, Cyprinodontiformes, Poeciliidae. The record is from RefSeq and is a predicted model, not a curated record.